CCCCGAAAAUAUGGACAAUCCCAUCAUAUUCUGUGCAUUUCUAUGACACUGUUGCUGGCUCAGGGGGUUUUGGACAAAAGGAGCGGUCUGUGGGUCAGGUAUAAAAGGAAAGGGUUAAACCAGGUGGAGUACAGUUCGGUGCAAGAGCAGCAGCAGCAAUUCCAUCAGCAGCAGCAGCAGCAGCAGCAACAGCCCACUGGCAACAUGACUUCCACUGGAAUGAGCAUGAUGAGCAAGAUCAUCUUCUACGAGGACAGGAACUUCCAGGGUCGUUCCUAUGAGUGCAUGAGCGAUUGCCCCGACAUGUCCUCCUUCCUGAGCAGGUGCCAGUCCUGCAGGGUGGAGAGAGGCUGCUUCAUGGUGUACGACCGCACCAACUACAUGGGCAACCAGUACUUCCUGAGGAGGGGCGAGUACGCUGACUACAUGAGCAUGGUGGGCAUGAGCGACUGCAUCAAGUCCUGCCGCAUGAUCCCCAUGCACAGAGGAUCCUUCAGGAUGAGGAUCUACGAGAGGGAGAACUUCGCUGGUCAGAUGUCCGAGCUGAUGGAUGACUGUGACAACAUCAUGGAGCGUUUCCGUAUGUCCAACUGCAUGUCCUGCAACGUGAUGGAGGGACACUGGCUGAUGUUCGAGCAGCCCCAGUUCAGAGGCAGGAUGAUGUACAUGAGGCCCGGCGAGCACAGGAGCUUCGUUAACAUGGGCAUGAGCGGCAUGAGGUUCAUGAGCAUGAGGCGCAUCACCGACUCCUGCUAUUAGACUCUCUUUGCACUAAAUA
Molecule: messenger RNA, 778 nt
Organism: Thunnus maccoyii (southern bluefin tuna)
Lineage: Eukaryota; Metazoa; Chordata; Actinopteri; Scombriformes; Scombridae
Product: gamma-crystallin M2-like
Exons: 3
Coding region: 43-759 (238 amino acids)
Biological process (GO): visual perception; lens development in camera-type eye
Molecular function (GO): structural constituent of eye lens
Source: RefSeq, a predicted model, not a curated record